Molecule: messenger RNA, 16897 nt
Organism: Zeugodacus cucurbitae (melon fly)
Lineage: Eukaryota; Metazoa; Arthropoda; Insecta; Diptera; Tephritidae
Product: cyclic GMP-AMP synthase-like receptor
Exons: 3
Coding region: 6951-8360 (469 amino acids)
Molecular function (GO): catalytic activity
Source: RefSeq, a predicted model, not a curated record
AUUGAGCCAUCAAACAAAUUGUUUGUAUUGAAACUCAUGUAUAAUAAACGUUUUUAUUAUUUUUUUGUUUGUAUUUAUGUUUAUUCAUUUAUUUAAAAUAAUGUGCGGAUUGGUGCGAAAAAUCGUGAAACAGAUGAUGCAAUAGGAUAAUGAGGAGAAACUCUUCUCCAUGAGGAAUGCAAAAAUACUUACAUAUCAUCUAUAUAUAUCUUCUAUAUAAAUUUCAACAAAAUCAUCACUUAAAAUAUUCGCCCCUAUUCCCGUUGUCGUUAUCGUUUUAAAACGACUUAAGAACGCCUAUUUGGCAUUCCUGUUGGCGUUAACGACAUUUAUCGAAAAUAAAUUGAGAUUCCCCAAUUUGCAACGACUAUAGAAACGACAUAGAAACAGUCGUUUUUUGUCGUUGCUAUAAUUGUGAGCGUCAUAGAAACGACGCGGUUGUUUGAAGGAAUAUUUGAAGUGAAGAUGAAAAUUCCAAAUCGGAAACAGUUUGAAAUUUUAAUUUCUGAAAUGGAAAAAUAUCCUGCAUAUGCCAAGGACUUUAGAAAAGGGAUAAAUCCUUUAAAUUUCGAUUUCUUGGGUGGGAUAUUUUUUUCUCAAAAAAAAAAAAAACUAAAUCCAUUCCACCGCUUUCUCGCGUCGGAAAUUGUUGGCAUUAAUAAAAUUGCAUUUUUAUAUCUAAGAGUAUAUUUAAGAUAUGAAAGGUCUAAAAAUUCAAAACGAAGAAAAAAAUAGUACUCCAACAAGACGAGGAGUUAAUAAACACCUACCCAUGUCUCCUUUGGCUGAACCACUAUGUAGAGUAGUCGGAUUAGCCAGAAGCAAGGAGCAUGAGACGCUGGAAGUAUAACAUAUUUUAGAAGAAAGUUGGGAGGACGCAGAUGUCACCACUACUUCUUUUAAAAAAUCAAAUAAAGAUGGAAGACUAACAUUGUUGUACGUAAGUACAAUAAUUACAGUGAUAACGUUGUUUAGAGUAAAUAGAGAAUAGCAUAAAAUCCAUUAAGGACUGCUUUAAAAAUUUGUCUCGUUACAUAAGAAAGAAAUUUUUAUAUGGGAAAAGAGCGCCUUAAAGUAUACUAUAUAAAAUAUGUAGACAAAUUUCGAUAAUUAUCUUAGGCGUUACGAUAUACUUCAAGAAUACCAAUUUAGGAACGAAACGACGAUAAGAACGACGACGACUUAGAAACGACUAUUAAAACGAAAACGGGAAUAGGGCCGAUUAGCUAAAACAAUUCCUAAACUAUUGGCAGACUCGAAUGGUUUUUGACUAAAAUAGUUUUAAAUUUUUUUACUAAAUCAAAAAGAAUCCUUCUCUUUAGUGUAAUUGAUUUCGAAUGAUCCUAUUUUCGAUGACCUAUUCAAAUCACCGUUAAAUUUUUGCCUUUCAUCGAGGCGUAAGAAUAUUUUUUGCUAAACCUUGUUUGGCUUGUUAUAAAUUUUUUUUAAAGAAAUUACAUAUAAAUUUUAAAUUUGCUGAAAAAGAAUCUAAGGGGCCAAAUUGUUUAACACAUUCUGGACCAUAUAUGGUUCCAAAAUAAUUAACAAACUCAUUUAAAAGUUAUUGACCUGUGUAUAUCUGCCUCAAUUCUGCAGGAUCUUUCAUUUGAGAGAAGCCUUAUGCCACUAUGUAGCAGUAAAAAGUGGUAAUAUAAGUCACUAUUAACACAAUCUUUUAACAAAAAUAUCCCAUUGUAUAAUAAAAUUGCCUAAACUCAGGAGACUUCCAAUGAUUUAUUUCAUGAUUUAAGCUCCUAGCUAUACGACCGAAUUGCGAAGGAAUAAACUGAGCAAUAUAAUUAAGUUUUUUAUUAAUAAUUUUGGCAUCAGCUUUUUUAAUAAGCUACUCCAGUAAUUUUUUAGUGACUCCUAAAUUAACCAAGUGCAUACAGUCUAAAGCAGUGAUCGGCAGCCCAUUGCCCGCGGAGCGCUCUCUGAGCGCACACUGAGUGUACGUGUGAAACACACGUACUUGCAAUCAUUUUUACAACAUAGACGCGAUGUCAGGUCAGUUGCUUGCUGACUUCACAGCAGAGAUAAAGAGAUGUACAACUCUCAUAUCACUGGAAGUGAGAGCGCAAUUGUAAACGUCAAAACCACCUAAACUUUGACAGUUUGUCGAGAUGAGGAGGUUUUGACGUUUCGCAAUUGGGAAACUGGAAAGGCCAUAUUGAAAUGUUGCAAAAAAAAUAAAUCGAUGGAGACAUUUUUAUCCGCCUUGCAAGAUCACUAAUAAGAACUUAAAACAAUAAAUAUAAAUGAAAACGCGUAAUUUAAAAGUGGUAUAAGAAUAUUUUUCUGAAUUGCAGCAGCGAGAAACUAAUUUUUCAUGGAAAAUUAUAAAAGAAAUUGAUUUAUUUUCAGUUGAUACUUAAUAAUUGACCAUAUUUAUUACUGAAACUUCGAAAACCGGCUAUUUUAAUAUACCAUUUUAUCACUAAAUGAAACUGAAAUAAGUUAUUUUAUAUUAAACAUUCAGUAUAUAAUAAUUUUUAACCAUAAUAAAUGUUGGGUAUUUUAAUUUAAAUGCCCAAAAAUUAGUAUUUUGUCUGAUCUGGCAAUAAUGCAAAAUGUUAUAAAAAACGCAAAUUUUGAGGCGCGCUCACACUGGAAUAAGUUGGACAUCCCUUUAUCCCUGCUUCACAGCGAGCAGGACGUAUGGCCGAUUGUACGCACGCAUGUAUGAACACAAAAGACAAUGCUUUUAUAUAUAUUAAUACAUAUAUUUCUAUUUAGAUUAUUAGUUGUUUAUUAUUUUUGCAAGUCAGUUCAUAAAAACACAACGAUUAAUUUUCAUUCGCAUUUAAAAUGUUUGUAAUAUAAUUAAUAAUUGUGUGUUUAAUUCGAAGUAGUACUACCGAUUUUUUUUUUUUUUUUUGCAAAAAUUUUCAUACACAUUUCUAAGCAGUAUUAACAAUUGAUUGUAUGUGUAAAACUAACGUACAUUAUAAAAACGAUUGUUAGGAACCCAGAAUUGGUUCACAGAAAGUUCGGGACCAGUAGAACAUAACACUUGGUCAGUUGAGUAGCUCUCAACACGCAUACACUCUCACAAAAUAAAUUGUUUGAUUGAAUAAAUUUGCCGACCACUGGUCUAAAGGAAACUGUGAUACCAUACCGAACCCAGCUCCCUCCACUAUGCUCUUCAAGAUAGUGAGGUGAACUAUUUCCUAACGCAAAUGUUAAAUCUAUCCUAGGUGAACCAACUUUAACCCUUUCGACCCCGACGUUGCCUGUGAGCAAUUUCACCAGUUUGAUGAUUUAAAGCAAAAGUUGUGUUAAAUUUUUUAACUUGAUUUAAGUGGUUACUUAUAGGUUAAUGUAUAAAAAUGAAAACCAAAACAGUUAACAACAUUCUUUACCGUUAUUCUUAUAGUUUUUUUGACAUAGUGCAUUAACGUCAUUGAUAAUUUGUGAACGGAAAUUUGCAAACGUUUUUUAGAAUUGAUCCAAUUAUUAUAAUAAUUUUAAGUUGCCCGUGCGUCACGUUGGGCCAUAGUAGUAAUAAAAAAGUAAGGAAAGGCUAAGUUCGAGUGCAACCGAACAUUUCAUACUUUCCCAAUUUAUUGAUGUGAUUUUAUUCAGAUAACACACAAAUUGACCCAUAUAUUCCGCAUAAAGUCCGAUAUAUGGUAUAUGAGGGCUGAGGGCAAUUUUUCCAGUAGCAAAGCAGUAAUUGCGUAAAGUUUUAUUCCACUAUCUUCAUCGGUUUCUUAUGUUUACAUUAUAAAGCGAAGGAAUCAUAUGGAAUUAAAAAUUUAUAUGGGAAAUAGUCGUGGUUGUAAACCGAUUUCUCCCAUUUUUUAUCCGUGUUGUCAGGGUGUCAAGAAAAUAUUAUAAUAUUUACCGAAUUUCAUUGUAUUCUAGUUCCUGUGAUAUGGUUUUUGACCUAUAAGUGGGCGACGCCACGCCCAUUUUCCAUUUUGUUUAAAAAUGUGAAUGCAGCUUCGAUCUGCCAAUUUCUCUGUAAAAUUUAGUGUUUCUGACGUUUUCCAUUAGUGAGUUAACGCACUUUUAGACAUUUUCAACCUAACCUUUGUAUGGAAGGUGGGCGUGGUUAUUAUCCGAUUUCAACUAUUUUCAUUGUAUGUGAUGGGGUACAUAAUGGAAACGACUGCAGAAAGUUUGGUUUCUAUAGCUUUACUGUUUUGCAAGAUAUAUACAAAUAACCGAUUUGGGGGCUGGGCCACGCCCACUUCCUCAAAAAAAUUGCAUCCAAAUAUGCCAAUUCCUUGUGCGAUCCUUUACACUUUUAUAACUUUAUUUAUGGCUUAGUUAUGAAACUUUAUAGGUUUUUGGUUUUCGCCAUUUUGUGGGCGUGGCAAUGGUCCGAUUUCGUCCAUUUUCAAUACCAACCAAGUUGCCAAGGAAUAUAUGUACCAAGUUUCGUUAAGAUAUCUUAAUUCUUACUCAAAUUAUCCGUUGAACGGACAGACAGUCAUCCGGAUUUCACUCGUCUUGUCAUCCUGAUCAUUAUCAUUUUGAUAUAUAUAACCCAAUAUCUAACUCGUUUAGUUUUAUGACUUACAAACAACCGUUAUGUGAACAAAACUGUAAUACUCUCUUAACAAUUUUUGUUGCGGGAGUAUAAAAAUUUUUUGUUUUCAGAUAUGCGUUCAAAAGUGAAAAAUGUAUCUUAAGGGGUUAAUACAGUUAGAAAUUUCAAAAAAUCGAUUUUUUUUUUAUUUCAUUUUCUUAAUGUACAUAUAUUUAAGAAUACACACAGAAAAUUUCAUACCCGGUGAAUAUUUUCAAAGUUACAAGCAAAUGAAAAAUUUUAAAAGGCGUUUCAGAGUGCUUUUAAGUACAAGACCCAAUCUUUAAACGCGUUUUUCUCAAAAUGGUGUUUCAAAGUCGGUGACCAACAUUACUCGAAAACGGCUAGACCGAUUAGUCUCAAAUUUUAACACGACCUUCUUAAAUAUAUUUUUUAGUAAUUAAUCGAAGAUUUUUUCUCUCCGAUAAAUAUUUUUUUUUUAUAAACAAUUUAAGGCCGAAAUUUCGGUGAACAAUCGAUGUUUUUUUUUGAGAAACCGCCAUUUUGUCAAAAAAAUUUAUUUUGCUUAUUCCUUCGAUUAAUUACUAGAUUUAACAUUAUUUUAACGAAAUCUGUUUGGUUUUUUAAUUUCGGAUGAUCCAGCUCCGAGAUAUAGUGGUCACCGCAUAACGUCUUUUUUGAGAGGAGCUCCUGGAGAUCAGCUGUAGCUCUUUUUCAAAUAAAUAUUUUUACUAGUACUAAGUCUUAAAAUACAGUUAAAAGAUACCAUAAUAUGUGUAUACAUUUUUGGAUCAAUAAAUUAAAAAGUUUUCUCAGAAAAAAUUCUGGAAAAUUCACUUUUUUCCGGCCGUCUAACUGUAUAUAACCCCUUAAAGUGAAAUGAACAAAAUUUGGAGUUUGUUUGGAAUGUUUCGAGUGAUUAAAACAGUGGAGAUGUUUCAGCGAUGUUAGGGACAUUGUUGAAAACCCAGAGAGCAUUGAAAUGAAAGAACAGAAAUAACAUAAUAGCAUUAAAAAAAUGUAUCUUAAUUCUCUAUGAUAAUGAUAAUCAAAGGCAUUUGAAAUUACAGACAGUUUUUGGAAACAGGAUUCCAUCUUACAGUUGAAAAUUCUAAAAAGGCGCUGUAUUAGAAUUCUGUUUUAUCUCGGUGUUCUCAAAUUGGUCCUAUUAAAAUGGUUUUUUCCGCUAACCUCAAUCUUACUGUAAUUUCAAACUUUGUGUCAAGGUUUCGUUUAGAAUUGAAAAAAAAAAUGUGAAAUCAAUCACAAUAAUAAUAAUAUCUAUGUGUGCGUUGUUUAUCGUCUUGUAUGGGAGAUGAACCAAUUGGAAAUUGCAGACGUUGGAGCGCACAGGAAAAAAAAUAUUUGGAGAUCCCUAGGCCUGUUGUUGUCGCAUCCUAUAAUAAACACAUGCGAGGAGGAGAUCUUUCGAGCAUUCUGAUGGAAUCGUAUAAAGUAAACUUUUGCUCGAAAAAGUGGUAUGUGAGACAAUUUUACCGUUGUUUAGUCACAUUUGUUUUAACUCCUGGCUACUUUAUUACAAUCAUUAGAGUUGUAAACUUCAAUUUGAUGUCGGGAAUUCCCUGAUGACUUCUAGUGCUAGAUUCCUCCAUUCCAUUAAUAGAAUCUCCAUGAUUGAACCUAAUAACUCAAUAAGCAGUCCGCAAGUUUAUUCCUACACAUGGUAAUGCGAAACGGUACUAUCAAAAUGGGUUCUGGGUUGUAUGUGGUCAAAAAUGACGUUGUAGACUAUACCCAACUGAGACUCCACUGACUAAAUACUCAAAUGUGGUGUUCCACUUUGCUGCAAAAACAACAAAAAUUAUUUUUGCUGCAAGUGGCAAACCUUUAACUCCUAUCUUACCCAAUGUUUUUUAUAAGUCCUCUAGAGUUUGAGAUGAAGCAGAAGUCUCAAAUUCUUCCCUCUUUGGUGUACAAGCCCUAAGCCUAAAUGAAUCACAACCUGGAGAUUCUAAUAUCUAAUUCUUUUGGAACACAGUCACUUUUUAUAUUUUAAACAUAUUUUAUUUGCUCCUUCACUGUUUCACUUUUUUAGCACAUUCAAUAAUUUUUUUAAAUCAUGUUAUUUUAGAUUCAAAAAUCCGUUUUUCUUUUGUUAGUAAGUUCUGAAAAGUCCUUCUUUUAAUCUUAUCUUGGUCGACAAAAAUUCCUCUUGGCUAUAUCCUCCGCGCGGGUGUCGACUGGGCAAUGGGUGGCGCUGCCUGCACUGCUGGGGUCUCAAGCGGUCUAUGACAAGCUAAGUCACGGCAGUGCAGGCAGGCGCCAUCUAGCUAAGGCUGAUGUACUCCACAUCUAUCAUCAUAUGUUGGAAUGCUCUAUAUGAAUCCUCAUAGGGCGGUGGAGGCGUGAGUACAUCAGCCAUUGCCAGUGAGGUACCUGGCGGUAGGUAUAAAACGCUAGGGGUAGAGACCCCCGAAUACAAAAACUCAAAAUGGAGGACAAAAAGGAAGAACUGCGGGCUGGGAUAUCAGCCCAAACGUCGGUGGGAGACGAGGCUGCUACCACCGGCGGGCACAGCGACUUUUCAAGCUGUGUCGCCAGCGGCCACACCUCCACUGCAACGGGAGCAGGUUGCGGUGGUUGUAAUGCUACUGCCAGACCAGCUCUGCAGCGUGCGGUUUCCGCAAUCCAUGAAGAUUCGGACCCAGAAAGCGCUGUGAGCAUAAAUACAGACAAAGAAGAAGAGCUUCUUCGCUCUCCGCAGGAUUCGACCGAGGGUUCCAACUUUGGCAACAAGAGAGGGCCCCGGAAGAAGCCCAGCAAGGAGGGGUUGAAAGCCAAAUCGAGAUACAAGGCGGCGGUCGGCAUUUGUAACCGACUCGAAGGCAAGUCCAACCUGAGUGAAGAGGAGAUGAAACGGUUGGCUUGGGCCAGAGAGGAGGUGAAAAGCGGCAGCGCGCACUUUGCCUCACGUAGUUGGUGCAGUGCCUCGAACUCAGCAUUUGCUAACCGUAUCGAGGAGCAUAUUGCUGAGAAGAGGCAACGGUCGACAGAGAGCGAACCGAAAGCGCCAACGAAGAAAAGAAAGACAAAAGACGAGGCUGAGAAGCCAAAAGUUAAGCGAGCGGACGACAAGCCGACAACGUCCAGAGCAGCGGCGGCAGCUAAUGAAGUGGCAAAGCGACACUUGAUCGUGGCUCUCAUUGACCGCAGUAACCCGCUGGGACAGAUGUCGCAGGAGCGGUGGAAAGUAGUCGAAAUGAAGCUACUAGAAGCGCUCUUCUCGAGGAUGGACGCCGAUCCCAGCGCACCAAUGCCAACGUUUCAUGGAGCAGGGUGGCUUGGUGGCGUCAAAAUCCUUAAAUGCAAGGACGAUCCGUCGCUGACAUGGGUGAAGGAAGCAGUGAGAACGCUUCCAAACCUGUGGAAGGACGCGAAACUCGAGGUUGUGGAUCGGAGCAGCAUUCCGUCGGUUCCCAAAGCGAAGGUGGUGAUACCUCGCGUGGUAGACCCGGAACAUGCACUUCGACUGCUACAACGACAAAACCCGGACGUGCCGACCAGUGAUUGGAGAGUACUGAGCGUAGCUAAAACUGCAAACGCAGAUGGAGGCCAGAGCUACAUACUCCAAAUCAAUAAGGCGGCUGACGACAUUUUAUAUGCCAGAUUCGGGAAGAUGGCGUGGGGAGUUGGAAGCGUAUUCCUUCGCCUCAAAAAGCGCCACCCCGCGGAUGGCAAUGUAAACACACUGGAGACGGGUGAAGUCGAAAAAGAUCUCGGAAUUGAAGAGAUAAUGGCGACUUCAUUAGUCUUGCAGGAGGUGGAGGGGUCACCUGAUCAGUACUCUAAGGUUAAUGAACCAGGAGCUGACGGUACUUCAGGUGAACCUCCACAAAAGUAAGAUCGCAUCUGCCGAACUCCUUCUCAAUCUAGAGAAGGGCGGCUACGACGUGGCUUUAGUCCAGGAACCAUGGAUAGCAUCGGGUAACGUGGUCGCUGGACUAAAGUCACCUAACUACACAACAUAUACCCCGAGCGUCACUAACAAGAUGAUCUGACGGUGGUGGCGGUAAAGGAUUGCAGGGAUGAGCUCAUACUCCUUGCAUCCUGUUACCUGCCACAUGACGGCGAGGCACCGACUGCAGAACUCCAGAGGCUGGUGGCUACAUCCAGCAGAAGGAAACAGUCGCUGGUAGUUGGGGCUGACGCUAACGCGCACCACACGAUUUGGGGAAGCCGAGACAUCAAUGCAAUAGCCACGGAAAUCCCUAUGUGCGUCUUGCUCGCUUGGAAAGCCCCAAGUCACUCUGAGGUUAGCAGAGCCAUUUGAAGUCGUUUAUUUGCUUCAUCAUUUCCAUGGCCAUCAUCACAGGAAGUGGUCAUUGGUAUGUUCACCACCUCGUUACUAAUAUUUGGUUCAAUAGUCACCUCGUUCAUCUACCAGUUACCUUUUAUUUUGUUUAGAUUUAUGUUUUUUGUUUUAAUUUUUUUAUUUUUAUUUAUUUAAUUGUAUGAGGCAUUUACAUUUAUAAAUUACUAUGGUAUUUUACAUUAUCUAUACUAAUAUUAUAAAGAGGAAAUGUUUGUUUUUUUGUUUGUUUGUGUCGAAUAGGCUCCGAAACUACUGAACCGAUUUGAAAAAUUCUUUCACCGUUGGAAAGCUAUACUAUCCCUGAGUGACAUAGGCUAUAUUUAGUUUAAAAAAAAAAAAUAGGGUUCCUUACCAAAACUCCGAUAAUGUAAAAAAAUACCAAAAAAGUUUCUUUAAUCGCGAAUGCUGCGAAAACGAUUGAAGAUAUAACAAAGUGAUGUACUACAAUUUUGUAGAACUUAUCAUUAUAUCUCUAACUAUUUUAGUUUUGUCACAAUAAGCGAUUUUAUAUAAAAAAAUUAAUUAAAAUACCACUACUUGAAAAGGCUCUUUAUUUAUACCUUAGUAUUAAUCCUUAUCGAAAUAAAUGAUUUAUUAUUUAAGAUCGCUUCAAAACCUUUAUAUAACUUUUUGAAUUAUUAGAUUCUGACAUACCAUUCAAAAGAUAUCACGAGUUAAAAAUUUUGAUAUUUUUGAAUGGUCCUGUGCGGAAUUAAAAAUAAUUGUAGCUUGAUAAUAAUAUGAUAUAAAAAUGCAUUGCUGUUCGUUUGUGCCGCAAAAAAACGAGAACGGCCAAACCGAUCUGGCUAAUUUUAGUCUUGAAAUAUUCGUGGAAGGCCAGAAAAAGAUUAGAAAGUGAGUAAAUAUGAAAAAAUUUCGAGGAAGAUAAUAAUAAGAGAAUUUUAUUCGAGUUGACAAGAAAAAUAUAAAAGAGAAAACAAAAAAUUAUAAUUUGAAGGUUGUCAUUGUUGCUUUGUUAAAAUAUUUUUGUUAUUGUUCAAUUGUAUAAGGUUGUGUCGAUAGCCCAAAACAAUUUGUAACAAAUAAGGAAAGGCUAAGUUCGGGUCCAACCGAACAUUUUAUACUCUCGCAAUUUAUUGAUGUAAUUUUAUUAAGAUAACACACAAUUUUACCUAUAUAUUCGACAUAAAGUAUAAUAGAAAAUCAUCAUAUAUAGUAUAUGAGGGCUGAUGUAAUUCCAGAACCAAUUUCACUCAUUUUCACCACCAAGGUUAACGGGAAUAGGGGCGACUUGGCACCUGUUAGUAGGCAAACAUACGGCACAUUCGGCCUUGAAAUUACUCCUAAAUUUGUGGCGACACAUAAAGUAUCGCCAAUUAACAACUAACAUAUGAGUGUUUUUGCAACAAUACCAAAUUGCGAUUGUAGAAGCAGUUGGCAGUUGACACCUCGAUGGAUUAAUAGCAUUUCCAACAGAUUUCUUUCACUUCAUUGACUCGAAAGAGAAGUUUUCCUGACAUGAAACCUCAAUAUGAUAACCAUAAAUGACUGAUUGAAUGACCUAUAUUGGUGGUAAAAAAAAUAUCGAUGAUCUUAACGCGACAAUUUAGAAUUUCGGUCCAAGAGAGAGAGAGACGUAGUCAAUUAUCCCAAACUAUUUAAAAUUGCCUGUACUUUGCAAUUAAAAGUAGUGUGAGUUGUAAUAAUGCUGCGUAACAUAAAUAUACCUCGAGUAAUCCAUAUCGUCGCCGAAGCCAAGAUUUGACCAACUUAAUUUAAUGUAUACCUUAGCCACAAAAACGUGUGGCCGGGUCUGCUAGUUAAUAAAUAUUAUAGAUUAAUUUUUAAAUAUUAGCAUUUCAGUAUGAAGUAAACUUUAAUUUUAACAAACAAUUUUGUGGCUAUCAUUUAUACAUUGACAAAAUUUACAUAUUUUACAUAUUAAGUUACUAAUAGCUGCCAUCGAUUGGUCACUUCUCUGCUCGCUAUAUUUGGGCGCUGCUCGCCUGUCAAAAAUUUUACAUUUGAAAGCAACAACAAAGUUAUCUAGUUGAAUUCGUGCAGGAGAGUAUGCGAAUUAAUGCUCUUGGUAUGCGACUAAUCGAUUAACUAAAUUAACCGAAUAGGGCAUUAUUCGAAUAAUAAUAUUCGGUUUGCACUAUUCGUCGUCAGUCUCGAUUAUUCGAUUAACCGCUCAUUUCCGACUAUUCAGUUAACCGUUCGUUGUCGACUAUUCGAAUAGUGUAAGUUCAUUCAAUUUCCAUUUUUAUUGAAAAAAGUGAAAUACAGGAAAAAUGAGCACAACUGACAUUUUCACAAGUAAAAACAAACAAAAAUCAAAGGUUGUUUGGAUUUCAAACAAUUUUCAUUUAUUCGAAUAGUGACAGUCUAACUAUUCGAAUAACCGCAGUAGAACGACUAUUCGAAUAGUCGUAACAUUGCGACUAAUCGAAUAGUACUAACCGGUUAAUAUUCGUACGAACGGUUACAAACCGGAUAUUCGAAUAAUCGGUUUUCAGGUUAAUCGAAUAAUUUUAAGAGCCCUAAUGCGAAUACCUCAUUAAAAAUUCUAUCGCCGCUUGCUGAGUGCUACCAAGUUUUGUUUUACACAUUUUAGAACCAUUUUACUAUUCUGAACGGCUCAAAGGACAAAUUACUGUCAAAAUAAUAAAAACUGUUAUACACAAAUGAGGCGAAGAUAAAUCGUAAUUAUUUUUGUAUUGAAUUUAUUGAAUAAAAAACUUUAAUAAAAAUUAAAUUUGUUGCAGAAAAUUCGAUUUCAGUGCUGCCAGUUCGUAUGAAAAUUUGGAAAGUUUGUUCGAUUGGCUUGUCUAUAGCAGUUUGCCAAUCGAUGACAGCUAAUGAUUAUUAAAUUUUUGAAGUUAUACUUCUUAUACGAGUUCGGAAAAGUUGCGAUAAUUGUUGCGCAACAGCAACAUUAUGCAUAAACAUACAUAUGUACAUGUUUAUAUGUCAUUGAACAAACACACAAACUUACAUUUGUAUAUGCGUGCACGUAAGUUUGUCAACCACCAAAAAUCAAAAGCAAUGUUCUACAAAAACAACAAGCGCCAAAAAUUUAUGUCGAUAUGUUUGCAUGCUCAUACAUAUUUACGACAAGCCGAUUUUCUACCAACAACGCAAUGUAGCGUCGCGCAGGCGGCCAUCAAUUUUUCGACACAUCGAGCUUUAUAGAGUCGUUUUAAGUGAUCCCUCCGUAAUUAUAAAUGCUCAAAAUAUGUAUUGGAUAGUAUUGACUUACUAUUAGCAAAUAUAAAUAAUUAAAUAUAUUUAAAUAUUCUACUAAUAUAUGAUGCCAAAUAUUAAUGAACUACAAUUGAUUUUAGUAAGAAUCAAGACAUAAAACAAUCCAUAAUAAUAUGAGUUGAUUAUAAGUCUGUGGCAAAAAAAAAUUACUAUUUGCGGUCAUUCGUUGUCCGUGGCUACGAAGAUUUUACAAGAAAUGUACUACAAGUGCACAUAUUUACACACAUAUGCAUGUAAACAAAUUUGCGAACAUUAUGCGUAUGGUUCUUUUGAUUUUUUUCUUUUUUCUUUCGUUUCUGUUUCAUUUCUGCGAAUUCUCAACUAGUUUAUGUGACUUUUGGUUGAAAUUCUCUGCAUUUGCCGUUGAAAAGUUAAGACUAUGCUUCACAGGAUCAUUUCUUGUAGUCAGUCUUCAUGUACUUUCUUUGCAAAUCGAAAGUAUUACUUUUCGUUGGUGACAUAUUCACAUGGGUAUGUAUUACAUAUUCACAUGUCAUGUGUUUGUAUUUAAUUUCAAUAAAAUAAAAUUUUUCAAAUUUCUUAAGGUUGUGGGCUCGAGCCUCACCCGGGGCAGUAAAUUUUUUAUUUCAAUAAAAUUAAAUUUUUUUGAAGUUAUACGACUUCGGAAAAAUGUGUACGCAUAUGUAUGAUUGAAAUAUGAACAUAUUCGCAUGUGUAUGUAUAAACAUACUCACAUGUGUAUGUAGAAGCUGAACCAAACUGGCUGACCUCAGAGAGAAAUUUUCAUUAGAAAUGAUCAAUGGAAGAAAUGAUCCAACGUCGAUCCUACGGAGAUACGACUAUUGAUACGGUAUUCGCGAGAAAUAUAGAUAAAAUAGAUGUAAGACAUUUCAUAUCGUAUUUUAGUUAUCAUAAUCCAAUUGUAAAUAUUAUAGAUAUCAAUCCGUCAAAGCUCACCGUAUUUUGAGUUCAACAUGUUCGAUAUCUGGGGCCUUGAAAAAUUAUGGUCCGUUUUCGACAAUUUUUUCACAAGUGAAGCCAGAGAUGAUAUGCACUAUUUGUGUAAAGUUUUAUUCCGCUAUCUUCAUUGGUUCCUUAUGUAUACUUGAUAAAGUGAAGGAAUCAGAUGGAAUUCAAAAUUGAGUUAUAAGGAAAGUAGUCGUGGUUGUGAACCGCUUUUGCCCAUUUUUUGUCCGUGUUAUCAUGGUGUCAAGAAAAUAUUAUAUACCGAAUUUCAUUCGAAUCGGUAGAGUAGUUCCUGAGAUAUGGUUUUUGACCCAUAAGUGGACGAUACCACGCCCAUUUUCCAUUUCGUAAAAAAAUCUGAGUACAGCUCCCUUCUGCUAUUUCUUCUGAAAAAUUUAGUGUUUCUGACGUUUUUCGUUAGUUAGUUAACCCACUUUUAGUAAUUUUCAACCUAAACUUUGUAUGAGAAGUGGGCGUGGUUAUUAUCCGAUUUCAACUAUUUUCAUGGUGUGUGGUGGGGUACGUAAAAGAACCGACUUCAGAAAGUUUGGUUUAUAUAGUUUUAUUGGUUUGCGAAAUAUAUACAAAUAGCAGAUUUGGAGGCGGGGCCACGCCCACUUCACCAAAAAAAUUACAUCCAAAUAUGCCCCCUCCUAGUGCGAUCCUUUAUUCCAAAUUUUAUAUCUUCAUUUAUAGCUUAGUUAUGACACUUUAUGUGUUUUUGGUUUUCGCCAUUUUGUGGGCGUGGCAAUAGUCCGAUUCCGCCCAUUUUCCAACUUAACCUUCUUUUGGUGCCAAGUUUCGUCAAGAUAUCUUAAUUUUUACUCAAAAUACAGCUUGCACAGACGGACAGACGGACAGACGGACGGACGGACAGACAUCCGUAUUUCAAAUCUACUCGUCACCCUGAUCACUUUGGUAUAUAUGACUAUAUAUCUAACUCUUUUAGUUUUAGGUGUUACAAACAACCGUUAUGUGAACAAAACUAUAAUACUCUCUUUAGCAACUUUUGUUGCGAGAGUAUAAAAAGAUAAAAGUAACCUUUAUAUGAAAGAAUAUUCUAACAAAAGAUUUUAUGUUAUAGUAUAUACAUAUGUACAUAUGUAAAGUUGGAUAUUAUUAAUUCACCCAUCUGCCUCCAGUGGCAUAAUCCUUGUUCUGUUUUGGUUUUGCACGUUUGAGUUUGCAUGUACGCACCAGACGUGCGUUGCAGCUCGAUUUGCCUUCCAAGAACCAUUUUCUGCAAUUUUAUUCAUUUAAAAUACUCUGCAGCACUCAGUCCAACAUAGUAUCGAUCUGUAAAAAGAAAAUGUACUAUAAAUAUAAAAUAAUAUCAGUAACAAAUUAUUAAUACGCACUUACAUCCACUCACCUCAAAUUUUCUUUUCAAAUGAGUGGCGGCGAUGUUUGAACGGUUCAUUGCACGUACGUGCAUCUUUUUCUUAUUCUUCUUGAUUGGCGUAGACACCGCUUACGCGGUUAUAGCCGAGUCCACAACAGCGCGCCACGCAUCUCUCCUUCUGGCAGUUUGGCGCCAAUUGGUAAUACCAAGUGAAGAUAGGUCCUUCUCCACCUGGUCCUUCCAUCGGAGUGGAGGCCUCCCUCUUCCUCGGCUUCCACCAGCGGGUACUGCACUUUCGUCCAUUCGAACAAAAUGACCUAGCCAGCGUAGCCGCUGUCUUUUUAUUCGUUGGACUACGUCUAUGUCGUCGAAUAACACAUACAGCUCAUCAUUCCAUCGUCUGCGGUAUUCGCCGUUCCAAUGUCUAAGGGACCAUAAAUCUUCCGAAAAACCUUUCUCUUAAAAACUCCUAGUGCCGUCUCAUCGUAUGUUGAUACCGUCCACGAUUCUGCACCAUAAAGUAGGACGGGACACCAUAAAGUAGGAGGGACUUGUAGAGUUUAGUUUUUGUUCGUCGAGAGAGGACUUUACUUUUCAAUUGCCUAUUCAGUCCAUAGUAGCACCUGUUGGCAAGAGUGAUUCUGCGUUGGAUUUUAAGUCUGACAUUAUUAUCGGUGUUGAUGCUGGUACCUAGGUAUUCGAAAUUAUCUACAACUUCAAAGUUAUGACUGUCAACAGUGACGUGGAAGCCAAGACGCGAAUGCACUGACUGUUUGUUUGAUGACAGGAGAUACUUCGUCUUGUCCUUGUUCACCACCAGACGGCGCGGGUGUUGUUUCCAAUGAUAUCGAUAUCAUCGGCGUACGCCAGUAGCUGUACACUCUUAUAAAAAAUUGUAUCUUCUCUGUUUAGCUCUGCGGCUCGAACUAUUUUUUCCAGCAUCAGGUUAAAGAAGUCACACGAUUGCGAGUCACCUUGUCUGAAACCUCGUAUGGUAUCGAACGGCUCGGAGAUGUCCUUCCCGAUCCUAACGGAGCUUUUGUUGUUGCUCAACGUCAGCUUGCACAGCCGUAUUAGUUUUGCGGGGAUAUCAAAUUCAGACAUCGCGGCAUAAAGGCAGCUCCUAUUCGUGCUGUCGAAAGCAGCUUUAAAGUCGACAAACAGAUGGUGUGUGUUGAUCCUCUUUUCACGGGUCUUCUCCAAGAUUUGGCGCAUGGUGAAUAUCUGUCAGUUGUUGAUUAUCCUGGUCUAAAGCCACACUGAUAAGGUCCAAUCAGUUUGUUGACGGUGGGCUUUAGUCUUUCACACAGUACGCUCGAUAGAACCUUAUAAGCGAUGUUAAGGAGGCUUAUCCCACGGUAGUUGGCGCAGAUUGUGGGGUCUCCCUUUUUGUGGAUUGGGCAGAGUACACUGAGAUUCCAAACGUCGGGCAUGCUUUCUUCCGACUAUAUUCCGCAAAGAAGCUGAUGCAUGCACCUUAUCAGCUCUUCGCCGCCAUAUUUGAAUAGCUCGGUCGGCAGUCCAGCGGCCCCAGCCGCCUUGUUGCUCCUGGUGUUGUACUUUCACUGCCAUUCAGCAGGCUGGAGAAGUGUUCCCUCCACAAACACAGUAUACUCUGGUCAUCAACCACUAGAUCACCUUUGGGGGUCCUACAGGAGUGUGCUCCGGUCUUGAAACCUUCAAUUAGUCGCCGGAUCUUUUCGUAAAAUUUUCGAGCAUUACCCCAGUCGGCCAGCUUGUCAAGCUCUUCAUACUCACGUAUUUUGGCCUCUUUCUUUUUUUGUCUGCAAAUGCGUCUCGCUUCCCUCUUCAGCUCUCGGUAUCUUUCCCAUCCCGCUCGUGUUGCGGUCGAUCACAACAUUGCGAGGUAGGCAGUCUGUUUUCUCUCCACUGCGAGACGACAAUCUUCAUCAUACCAGCUGCUUUUUUUGCUUUUCCGAAAGCCAAUGGUUUCGAGUCGAUGUUGGGACUACGAAGCGUACGCACAUCAAAAACACUGGAGACAUGUCGUCCAUCUAUUACAACAUGAUCGAUCUGGUUGCGAGUGAUUCGAUCCGAGGUAAGCCAAGUAGCUUGAUGGAUUUUCUUAUACUGGAAUCUAGUACUACAGACGACCAUAUUUCGGGCCCCGACGAUGUCGAUCAGCCUCAGACCGUUUGGUGCUGUUUCGUCAUUCAGACUGAAUUUUCCGACUGUUGUGCCAAAGAUACCUUCUUUACCCACCCUAGCGUUGAAAUCGCCAAGCACGAUUUUGACAUCGUGGCGGGGGGAGCGCUCAUAGGUACGUUCUAGGCGCUCAUAGAAGGUAUCUUUGAUCACUUCGUCCUUCUCUUCCGUCGAGGCGUGGGCGCAAAUCAGCGAUAUGUUGAAGAACCUCGCUUUGAAGGGGAUUGUGGCUAGACGUUCAUCCACCGGAGUGAAUGCCAGGGCUCGACGACGGAGUCUUUCUCCCACCACGAAUCCCACACCGAAUUUGCGCUCCUCUAUAAGGCCGCUGUAGUAGAUAUCACAAGGACCCACCUUCUUAUGUCCUUAUAACAUCAAAAUUGUGACUUUCAUUUAUUUAUUA